UCUCUCCAAGAAUUUCUCGCACGUCUACCACAAGUGCAUGGUUUUUUGCCGGCGUCAUAAUCUGUCCUGACGCCGCGAAUUCUAGCGAUCGUCCCGUUCAGAUCGUUGCAACGCUCUCUGAUCGUCAGCGCGUAUGGAUGACGCCUUGCAAGCGCUUCAGGAAUGGAAAGUAUAUGAUCAGAGUGCUUCCGCACGUACAGCUGGUGAACUGGAGCAAUGGUUUGAUUAUUACAGCAAUACGAAUAUUCCGUGGCUUAUACCCGGCUCUGAUCGCGAGUCCAUUAACGACGAGCUUGACGAGGCGAAAAUCGACCGACAGGUGGUUGCGACUGCAAAAGGCUGCUCCGUAUCCGAUGGGCUGUGUCUCUGUUGUACAUCGAUAUUGUCCACCGUCAACCAAGAGCUGUCCCUGCACAGGCCCUAUCCCUGGAAAAUCGUCGAGCCGACAAAUAUUGGAAGUGAUAGUGAGUGGGUUUAUUCCAAGGUGGACCAAGAUCACGACUCGAAGAGCAUUGAGGCGGGUAGUAGGAACGGUUGUCGCCUAUGUGUCUUGCUCUUCCGCAACCUGAAAAACGACCGAGUCUUGAAUGCUCUCCGGUCAAUCGAAGACCGUCUGGAGCGGCUAGACAAACUAAACGAUAGCUCCAAAGCCACACAAUCGCUCGUCAGAUGCAUGCUACGGGCGGAGUUCACGAUAAAUUCGGCCACGCCAUUCGCCCUGCGCUUCUAUUGUCCACGGGCAAUGCAUGGUGCACAGUCCAGUUAUCCGAUCAUCACACUGGACGUAUGGGGCCGGAGGGGAUGGUGUAAGCUUAGUCGCAUCCCGCUCGGGUGGAUCCACAUCCUGACGAUAUUCUAGAUAAAGCAAUUGAGCAUGCGAUUGAUCUCCCUCAAUUUUGGAGCAGGUACUGCCUGCUAAACCAUCAGAAUUGUCGCCCCACGGCACAGACUCAAGUCGCUUUGCCCACAAGACUGCUCUCCAUAUCUGAAGAUGCGGUCCGAUUGAUCCACACUUCCGACUGGGCAGAGCCUCUUCCCUACGCAACGUUGAGUCAUUG
Messenger RNA from Dissoconium aciculare CBS 342.82, 1058 nucleotides. RefSeq lists its product as uncharacterized. NCBI's taxonomy places the organism in Eukaryota, Fungi, Ascomycota, Dothideomycetes, Mycosphaerellales, Dissoconiaceae. The coding region runs from base 134 to 859 and encodes 241 amino acids. The record is from RefSeq and is a predicted model, not a curated record. The transcript has a single exon.